AUGGAAGCCUGGGAGUCUCUUCUCCGGCGGCCCCUGGCAACAACCGGGCGAGCGCGCGAGGCUCCGGCCGGCAGUCGGCGAGGUCGGGUCUCCGGCGCGGCCUCGGUCGUGGCCUUCGCGGGACAUCUCUCGGGGGACGCUGCAGUGUCAAGGGCGGCGGCGGUGAAGGGGACGCCGCCGGGUCCUCGCCGCUCAGCAGGGGCGCUCCCGAUGGACGAGAAUCACGGUAUGCUGGUGACGUUUGUGUUUCCCAAUCUCCCAAUGCUAAUGAAUCCUUUAAAACAAAUCCUUGCUCCAGAUCAUGAUCCGCAUCUCCACCAACCGAAGUUGUGCUAG
Messenger RNA from Penaeus vannamei (Pacific white shrimp), 336 nucleotides. The record is from RefSeq and is a predicted model, not a curated record. NCBI's taxonomy places the organism in Eukaryota, Metazoa, Arthropoda, Malacostraca, Decapoda, Penaeidae.